CUGAACCCGGCAGGCCCCAAGGGGGGCAGGAAGCCAGGAAGGAGGCAGGCAGAGCUCCCUGCAGCAGACCAGACCAUCCAGCACAGCUUUUGCAAGAAUAUGGCAUUGGAGACAGAUGACUCAUCAGCCGGGUCUGGCCCAAACAGGCCACAUCAGCCAACAUCAGGUGAUGUAUCGCCUCAUGAGAGGCGAUCCUAUUACCAGACUACACUAAUGAGGGAACCCUGCACAUCAAUGAAUCCUCUAAGAACGUCCUCAUCUAGAACACCAGUGCCUGUUCCAGAUGAUGGGGUAUUGCUGGAAGGACUGCCGAGUCAACCAACAAGGCAAAGAGAUGUCGAAAUGCACCGGAUGAUCAGACGCCUUGCGUCAAGGCGAGAGGCAAGCUUAGAAGGCCGACCUAUGCCACGGAUACAAGCACAGGAGAUCAUUAGUUUCCGAAGAGCUCUGUAUCGCUCUGGUAUUCAUGUUAGAAGCAUUGGAGAUGGAGAAUGUUAUAGAGACACCUCCGCUGAAUUUUUUUGCAGGAAUCCUGCCUCUCUUCAGAGGCUGGUCCCAUGGCUAAUGCGUGAACCUACUGUCUUGUUGGGCACUCUUAGCUCUCUAGUCAGGUUUGUGCAGUGUAUUAUCAUGAGACAUGUGGUUAGAUAUGAUAUGGAGAGGCAAGCACUUGCUAAAAUGUUAAAACCUUACUUGCUCCAUUGCACAGAACACUUUGUGCAUGAGUUUAUCAGCUUUGCCAGGUGCCCUUUUAUAACAGAGGCAUAUGAUCAGCACGCAAACUAUGAGGGUCCUGCUCCUUCGUAUGAAGAAGGAAGUCAUUCGGAAUCCUCCAUUAUCACGAUCUCUCCAGAUGAGGCAGAUUCCCUGUUGGAAAUUCUCUGUGGUGAGAGAAUCCCUUUCUCAUUAUAGCAGAGUGCACAGAGGCACAACACAGUGGUAGUUUAGUUAAGCGUGUGUGUUUGCUGAGA
Messenger RNA from Hemicordylus capensis (graceful crag lizard), 971 nucleotides. RefSeq names its product E3 ubiquitin-protein ligase Topors-like. Gene Ontology annotation, biological process: protein polyubiquitination; protein monoubiquitination. The transcript has 2 exons. Lineage: Eukaryota; Metazoa; Chordata; Lepidosauria; Squamata; Cordylidae. Bases 100 to 912 code for a protein of 270 amino acids. The record is from RefSeq and is a predicted model, not a curated record. Gene Ontology annotation, molecular function: ubiquitin protein ligase activity.